Messenger RNA from Chiloscyllium plagiosum (whitespotted bambooshark), 2838 nucleotides. The record is from RefSeq and is a predicted model, not a curated record. NCBI's taxonomy places the organism in Eukaryota, Metazoa, Chordata, Chondrichthyes, Orectolobiformes, Hemiscylliidae.
GCAUCAAGCACUCCAACAUCUCCCUCUCCAACAGACCCCAUCACUUCUCCAACUCCCUCAGAGAGGACCACCUCAUCCUCAACUCCCUCAGGAAGGACCACCUCAUCCUCAACUCCCUCGGAGAGGACCACCUCAUCCUCAACUCCCUCGGAGAGGACCACCUCAUCCCCAACUCCCUCAGAAAGGACAACCUCAUCCUCAACUCCCUCGGAGAGGACAACCUCAUCCUCAACUCCCUCGGAGAGGACCACCUCAUCCUCAACUCCCUCGGAGAGGACCACCUCAUCCCCAACUCCAUCACAAAGGACCACCUCAUCCCCAACUCCAUCACAAAGGACCACCUCAUCCUCAACUCCCUCAGGAAGGACCACCUCAUCCUCAACUGCCUCGGAAAGAACCAUGUCAUCUUCACCCUCCGAGAUCUUCACAAGUUCACACCCAACAUCAGUCAUUGUACCAUCAUUGACCACGUCUCCUGUGUCAUCAAUAUACCAAGUGCAUUUCUUCAGGACUUUGAUGUCAUUCAGUUCCGUGAACCUCGGAUCGGACAAUAUCUGGAAUGUUACAGAAAGUUGGCUAAAGUCAACCUUCAACACUGAAGACCUUCAGCUGCUGGAUGUGAUAACCUUAGAGACUGAACACAGGUACGAAUGUGUAUUCAGACUACAGGCCAUCUCAACAAUCACUGCCAAACAAAUAACACAGGAGAUAAAGGAAAGAUUGACAAACACAAAUUACACCAAGUCCACACUGGUCCUGGCAGUAGAUCCCAGCAGUAUCUUUGUCUACAGCUUUGAGCCAGGUUUCUGUCAGAGAGAGUCCGUCCAGACUGAGGUGGGCGAAUAUACGUGGCCUUUAACCAGACCAGUGAAAACUGUGCAGUUAAACUGUGUCGGGAAAGCACAGAGAUACGCCGUGAGAGAUUGUAAACUGACCGAUGACACUGACCAAGCAGCAUGGUCAGAAGCCGAUCUGGAGCAGUGCAGCAUUUGGCCAACCUUCCCAGACAGUAUCCUGGGAAUGGAGAAUGUUCCAGUAACAACAGAGAAUGCUGAAGAGAUAGCGAGACACAUGCUGAUCCUGACCAGUCAAACGCUGAGCCUGUCACCGAGAGACCUGGAGAUUGUAGUCGCCAAGAUGUCAGCCAUUGUGGAAAUGGCUACCAUCUACCAGCCCUUGGCCAAGGAUGUGGUUGGAAUUAUCAACAACAUCUUGAACCAAACCGAUGACCUGACCGGAUUCUCUGUGAGGAUUUUACAGAUAAUGGAAACCGUGGGAAAUAACCUGGAGUUCAUGGGCACUGAAGUGAACAUCACCACGGAUAACGUCUCUAUGGCUGUAGUCAACAUCGACUUCAUCCACUUCUGGGGCAUCGCCUUUGGAGUGCUGUCCUAUAUCGAUGGGUUUAUCCAACAGAUCUAUAGGAAUAAUACAUCCCUGGAAAAUCCUGUGGCUUUCAUUGAAUUGCCUCCAGUUUUAAGCAAAUGGUCAGCAGGGAAACAGGCUCUGAAAUCCCGGAUACUAUUCCAGUUUUAUGGAGAAACGUCCCUCUUUGAGGACAGGGCCCUGACUCAGCAGAAACUGAACAGUUACGUGGUGUCCAGCAGCAUUGAAGGCAAAAACGUGAAAAACCUCAGUGAACCCGUUAAAGUGACCUUGAAGCACCUAACACCAAAACAGGAUGGUGAUCAGGUUAGCUGCGUCUUCUGGGACUUUAAGCAAAACCAUGGAGCUGGUGGCUGGAGUUCCUCUGGUUGUGAGGUUGUCAUCAGUAACUCUGAAUACACGACAUGUUACUGUAACCACCUCACACACUUUGGCGUUUUAUUGGUAAGAAUUGGGCAGGUUCCUGCCCUGUUUAGAAUUAAAACGUCUCUGUGGGAACGGAGUGUACGUGUUUGGAGUAGCCCUGUCCACUGGAAUGUGCGACGUGACUAUCCCUCGAAGAUUCUGAUGAACCUGUGCAUGUCCUUGUUCAUGCUGAACAUUAUCUUCCUGACCAAUUCAUGGGUGGCCUCAUUUGGCAUCUCAGGUCUCUGUAUCACUGUGGCUGCAUUACUGCACUAUUUCCUGCUGAGUUCUUUUACUUGGAUGGGUAUCGAGGCAGUACACAUGUACUUUGCACUGGUGAAAGUGUUCAAUAUCUACAUCCGCCAUUACAUGCUGAAGUUCUGCGUGAUUGGAUGGGGAGUCCCAGCAGCUGUGGUGGGAAUACUGCUCUCCAUCAAUAUUAACCUUUACGGCUAUGAAACAAAGUUGAAAGCUGCCAAUCCAGCAGAGCUGUUCUGCUGGUUCAGAAAUGAUAUCGCUUUCUACCUGUCAGUGGUGGCUUAUUUCGGGCUGGUGUUCCUCAUUAACCUGGCCAUGUUUAUCGUGGUGCUCCAUCAGAUCCAGGUGAUGAAGGUGCAGAGGCCCGGUAACAGUACAUCACACCGCAGUCUGCAACGCCUGAAGGGCUCUGUCAGCCUGACUGUCCUGCUCGGACUCACCUGGGGUUUUGCGUUUUUCGCCUGGGGACCCACACAAGAGACCUUCAUGUAUUUCUUCACUAUCUUCAACACUCUGCAAGGAUUCUUCAUCUUUGUGUUUCACUGUUUGCUGAAGGAUAAUGUCUGUUCCCAGUGGAGGGUCCACCUGUGCUGCGGCAGGUUUCAACUCAGCGAGUAUUCUGAGUGGAGCAGGACUGCCACAAGUGGAAACCUGAGGGGUGUAAUGAAAAGCUUCAACACUCAUUCCAAAACAUCCUUCAACUCAAAUUCAACAACAGCAUCUUCAAAUGGAUCACGAAAGAAUUUAAUUCUUUCUCCAAACUUUGGGAACGGUAAUUCAAGUUUUUAA